This is a messenger RNA of Aspergillus oryzae RIB40, 528 nucleotides long. Its product is annotated as Apq12 family protein. The transcript is spliced from 2 exons. Bases 1 to 528 code for a protein of 175 amino acids. The record is from RefSeq and is a predicted model, not a curated record. Lineage: Eukaryota; Fungi; Ascomycota; Eurotiomycetes; Eurotiales; Aspergillaceae.
AUGGACUUCCUUCCCGAAUCCAUUAUAUCCCUCAUCCAAGACAACCCUACAAUCCAACAGCUCACCUCAUCCUCGAUCGCGUUUCAAGUCAACAACGCCCGCACCACAUAUCUGGAUCCCUACAUCUCCCACCUGAAAUCAACCUACCUGGACCCAUACAUCAUCCAACCUCUCGCCUCCAUGCUCGCUUCUUCAAUGCCCGACCUUGUCUCGGUCCUUAUCCUCGCUCUCAUUUUCAUCAUCUCCCUCAAAGUCCUCGACUAUGCGCGACGUGUCGUUAUGUUCUGGGUUACAUUGGCGCUGCGAUUAGUCUGGUGGGGAUUCAUCCUCGGAGCCAUCUGGUACGCGUAUAAUGCUGGGUUAGAGAAGACCGGUCGCGAUCUAGGCUGGUUCUACGGAGUCGUGAAGGGAUUCGCGGAGAAGUUCCAGGAUGGGUUUGAGGGCGGUCAAAGAUCGUCGUCGGCCACUGGAGGUUGGGGAGGAUAUGCAUCUGGUCGGGAUUUCCAGGUUCCUAUAGGGAGGGGCUGA